This is a messenger RNA of Xylona heveae TC161, 566 nucleotides long. RefSeq lists its product as hypothetical. Lineage: Eukaryota; Fungi; Ascomycota; Xylonomycetes; Xylonales; Xylonaceae. The transcript has a single exon. The record is from RefSeq and is a predicted model, not a curated record. The coding region runs from base 239 to 526 and encodes 95 amino acids.
UUUUUUCUUUUCGUACGUCUUUUUCGUCCACUUUCCCCUUAUGGGCAGCAUCUUCAACCGGACAAAAAACUGGAACACAAAAUCAUAAACAAUAAAUAAAUGAGAAGCCACGCACAUGUCCAAGUCACAAAACUCAAAUAGCCGUACUGGCUUAGCCGUCACCAGCGGACCGAGUGGCAUUUUGGCGAUAGACUCCGGCGUUCUCUAGAUGCGUCUCUGACUCUUUUCAAAAGCUUAUAUGGGCCCCGAAUUCUUCGGAUUGGUGCUGGUCGUCAUAUAUACUGGAAGUACCGGUACCUCUUUGGGUGCCAGUUUGGUGAUCUUGGAGACUGUCAGAGUCAUUCGUACAUGCUUCGAUCCCCCGUCCGCCUGCCCGCCCUCCACUGUGACGAAUGACUCCGGCACUCUGAGCACUAUGUUUUCCGCCAACGAUACAGAAUACCUCUGUACACAUGUGAAAUGCUCUUGUCCAGUAUGUCAUAUGCCGGGCUUGUCUAAUCAAUCUGGCAUGUCUAACUUCAUCUGAGUGGCUGUGUACGUAGUACCGGAGUAUAGUAUACAAUUGC